Paramecium sonneborni is the source of this 1750-nucleotide messenger RNA. The record is from the annotation of a GenBank genome assembly. Lineage: Eukaryota; Ciliophora; Oligohymenophorea; Peniculida; Parameciidae.
AUGAAUGUACUCAUAUAGUGCCAAAGCUACUUUUUACAUUAAUAAUAAUAAUUACUUAAAUAUUUUCCAUUCUUUUUUUCUAUUUUUAACUCUCACACUCCUCUAUCUCCCUCUUCCAAUUCUUUACAAUAUCACUAACAAUUAUCCAUCAAAUCUUUACACUAGCAUACAAUCCUUUUUUGUAAACAAAUUAAACUCACCACCCUAUUCCAACGUCAUUAAUUAAUAGCAAACCUAAUAAUAUCAAUAACUAGAUCUAAGUUUUUAUGGAAAAUUAAUUAAAUCUUUUUAUAUAUCUAAAACACAACAAAAAAUAUGAAAAAUACUCACAAAUUAAGUCCUAAUCAAAAAACUUUACAAAUUUACAACUAUCAGGAGAUGCUUCAAUAUGAAUAUAUGUCAUAAUAACUUAAAGAUCAAUUAAUGUUUAUAAUAGACUCUUCAAAUUAUUAGAUAUCGAUCAAGGAUGCACUUGAAAUUAUUAAAUCUGAAAAUUUUCUAGAAACUCAUAAAGCAUUAAUUCAAUUGCGAAAGACCUUAUCUGUAUUAUUCUUUCAAUAAUUUAAUAAGAAUUUUGAUUAAGCAGAAAUAUUAACUAAUGAACUGAUACCACUGUUAUUUUAUUUAAUCGAAUUUGGAAGUACGUACAUUCUUAAAUUAGAAGCUACAUGUUAAUUUAUUGUAUAUAUUAGAAAUUAUCUCAAUUUUUGCAGGUGGAAAGAGUGAUAUUUCAAGAAUAAUCUUUGAAAAUGGAAUAGUACGAUUAUCUUAAACCAUUUUAAAAAAUAACCAUCCAGAAUUAUCAAUGUUAAUGAUGGUAAUAUUAGGCAAGUUAGCAGGUGAUUCAAUUUAAUAUAGAGAUUGUAUUCUUCAAGUAUGUAAUUUGAAUAGAAUUAUAUCAAAUAUGCAAUUAAGAUAUGAAGCAACCUAUGUCUGGUGUUUAGCUAACCUAUGCAUUGGAAGACCUAGUCCAAAAUUUGAAAUAAUUAGACCAGCUUUCAAUAUUUUUAUGAAAGUCAUAAUGUAUGAACCAACAUAAACAAAUAUAAAAAUGAUGAAUGAUGCUAUUUGGGCACUUGGAUAUAUGUUAGAUGGAGAACCUACUAGAAUUCAAAUAUUAAUUGAUAAUGGAAUAAUAAUAAGAUUGAUAUAAUUAAUGCAUCAAUGUAACUUUGUUUCAAUUUUGAGAAUUUUUGAAUGUAUAUUCUAAGGAAGUUAAGAAUAAAUUAGUUAUCUGCUAGAAUGUGGAUUUUUAUCAUAAAUAAGAAAUAUUCUAGAUCCAAAGAGUAGAGAAAAAAGUGGUAAUAUGCUUUAAACAUUUGCAGCAACAGAAACUUUAUUUAAAGUUUUAUCUAAUUAGUAUUUUUUAAUAUCAUUAUUUCAUUCUUUGAUGGGUGAAAAUUAAGAUAUAAGAGGAGAUGCUUUAGAAAUGAUAGGAAAUGCAGUUUAACAUGGGACUAAUGAAGAUGUAAAUUAAAUGGUUAAGAAUAAAUUAAUUUAAAGUAUUUUAGGGAUGCUUGAAUUAUCAUAAAUAAAAGAAAUACAAUCUCAUCAUCUUAAAAAAGGAUUAGAAAUUUUAAUAAAAGUACUUCGGAAGGGUGAAAUUAGAUCAAAGGAUAGAUAGAACAAUUAGUAUUUUACACUAUUCAUAGAGAUAGAGGGAAAAGGUGUAAUACAAAAGCUAUUAUCCUCUAAAUAAGAUGACGUUGCGAAAUAUGCUUACAUCUUUAAAUAGGAAUUCACCAUAUGA